CGCCCCUUGGGGCCACCCCCGCACCCCGCCCGCCGGCGUCUGGCUCUCAUGAUGAUGAAGAAGAAGAAGUUUAAGUUUAAGGUGGACUUCGGGCUCGAGGAGCUCUCCUCAGUGCCCUUCGUCAACGGUGUCCUUUUCUGCAAAAUGCGGCUGCUGGACGGCGGCAGCUUCACCGCCGAGUCCCCCAGGGAGGUGGUGCAAGCAAACUGUGUUCACUGGAGGAAGAAGUUCUCAUUUAUGUGCAAAAUGAGUGCAAGUGCCACAACAGGCAUCCUAGAUCCUUGUAUCUACAGAGUAUCUGUGAGAAAGGAAUUAAAAGGUGGAAAAACUUAUGCGAAGCUGGGCUUUGCAGAUCUAAACCUGGCAGAGUUUGCUGGGUCAGGAAAUACCACUCGCCGCUGUUUACUGGAAGGCUAUGAUACCAAAAAUACAAGACAAGAUAAUUCCAUUCUUAAAGUUUUGAUCAGUAUGCAGCUGAUGUCUGGUGACCCAUGUUUUAAAACGCCUCCUUCUACAUCAAUGUCUAUACCAAUUGCUGGUGAAUCUGAAUCUCUGGAAGAAGAUAGAAAAGGUGGAGAGACUCUCAAAAUCCAUCUUGGAAUAGCAGAUCUUUCAGCAAAGAGUGCCUCUGUUCCAGAUGAACUUGGUGCCUGUGGACAUUCUAGAACAUCAAGCUAUGCAAGCCAGCAGUCAAAAGUAUCAGGGUAUAGUAGCUGCCACUCCCGGUCAUCUAGUUUCUCUGAGCUCUGCCAUAGGAGAAAUACCUCAGUAGGAAGUACAUCAACAGGAAUUGAAAGUAUUCUAGAGCCAUGUGAUGAAACUGAGCAAAAAGUAUCCGAACCAAAUCUUGAUACGGCUGAUAAAGAAGACACAGUUUCAGAAACACUCAACAGAUGCCCAGUGAAACAAGAUUCUGUAGAAUCUCAGCUGAAGCGAGUUGAUGACACCAGAGUGGAUGCAGAUGAUAUUGUGGAGAAAAUAUUACAAAGUCAAGACUUCAGCCUGGAUUCCAGUGCAGAAGAAGAAGGACUGCGGUUAUUUGUGGGUCCUGGGGGAAGUACAACCUUUGGGAGUCAUCAUCUUCCAAAUAGAGUGGUGUCUGGAGCUUAUGAACAAGUCGUGAUCAAGCGCUAGAAGUCAAGCUGGUGAACUGAAGCCUCCCUGUGGGCAGUUGAGCUGUCAAGGCACUUCAUCCAAGCACUAAUGACAAAAUGAACCUAUUUUAAAAAUGAGCAUGUUCAUCUAUCAAGAGGAAAGCCAACACUGAUUUCUUCUCUGAAGAUGCUCACCGCUGUCCUCGCCCGUGCACCAAGAGGUAUCAAAGCAGCUGCCAUGUGCGCUUAGGGGUCACUGCACAUAAUAAUGAAAGGACUGCUUUUUCUUUCAAAACAACCCAGUGGGGAAAACAGCACUCUACAUGUAAGUCUAGUUCUAGUGUCGAAGUGUAAAACCUGUGAUAGAGGUGCUGAACAGAUUUAGGCGAUAAUUAUUUAAUUUUGUGUUUGAGAGACAAUAUGAAGAUCAUUUAAACCCUAUAAAUUCUGUCAAGAUAAUUAUAAUCCCUGUUAAGGAAAUCUUCCAUAUCUUACUACCUACAGUAUUAUACUAAUUUUAUUUAUACUAAGAUAAUUGAUAUAAAAGUGUGGGUGUUCAAGCUUUCGGGAGAAGUUAUACUACAAAUUAAACAUGUAAAAUGCUUAAUAAUUCUAAACAUUAUUAGUCAUAAAUCAAAUAACAAGUGUAUUUAAGUCUGAGAUCCAUGAAUGGGUAUAGUGCCACGUUUUGCAGUAUAUAUUGUUACUCAUUAAUAUUAGAUGAGCUGCAGAACUCCCACUAGCGCUGUAUAAGAAAUUCAAGAGACAUUUAACAUUUGAUAUGUUAGGCUACCUUAAGGCACUCUAACAUGAGAGCUGUUUUAACUAACUGAAUAAUAUCUGCUGGUUCCAGGAGUCAAAAUUUAGAGCAACAGGAAGAAAAUUGGGAUAUGAUGAGGAACAGAGCAGCCUUUUCUCUGUAAGUUCAGGCUUAUCUGAAAUUGAAAAUUAUUCCGAGGAGGUAGUGGAUAAAAGGGAACAACUGCUGGACGUUACUGACAUGGACCUGUGGUCUUCUGUUUUAGCCCCCACAAUCAGAUACUACGUUUUCUUAUUAUUAUAUCAGAAAUCAGUUGUUUUGAGGCAAGAAUAGAAUAUAUCAUAUAUGAAAUAAAGCUUUUAAAAUAAGAAUAUCUGAUCUGGAUCCAGUUUAACAGCACAGCAGAUAAACCUGAAGAGUUUGUCUGGUCUUAUAUGACAGUUUCUGUGUGGAAAGAUCUCAGUUUAUUUGGAAUCAGUCACUGACGAAAAAUGUAGAUCCUAUAGAACUAGAAAUUCCCAGUCUGUACUCCCAAAACUAUGUCCAAGUAACAUAGCACAUUAGAACAGAAUUACUUUGGUCUAGGUAUUUUCAUGUUGGCAAAAUAAGGGAAAAAAGUGUUAUUUUUAAGAAAAUAUUAUUUUAAUAUCCAAAGUGAGAGGUUUGGGAAAUUUUGAAUAGUGCAUGUUACAGCUUUUGUUUUUUUAAUAUUUCAAUGACUAGGUAUUAUAAAUGAAUCUAAUACUACUUUUAUAAAUAAAUGCUGAGAUUUAUAAAGAGAUGGCACCCCAGUUUAGAAUAUUUUGAAUGUUAAGAUUUUUGGAGUCAUUAAACUUUCUUAUUUUUUAAGAUUCGUUUUGAAGGAAAAAAAAAUGACCUGAACAUUUUAAUCUAACCAAGGAAAAUAUUACGUUAAAUGAUAAAGACUUGUUAUCUGUGAAUAAAUGAGUAAACUGGUCCAUUCAUUAUAUAUGAUGGGAAAAAAAAAUCAAAGUUUUUAAUAAUGGUAUGAAGAUACUGUUUAGAGAGAGAUUAUGACAUUUUGAAAACAUUUUUCUAUUUUCAAAAUAUCAUUUCUAGACUAUUUUUUAUUGGUGCUUCUGCAAAUGAUAAUAAAAACUAGAUUGUAAGCGAGGUUCAGUAAGGACGUUCUUCAGAUAUGUAUAAGGUGCUGGAAUUAGCACCGGCUCUGUUUUAUUCACCCUUGGCUGCCCUUGGCCAAUACGUUUAUACCAGAUUGGCUCUCUGUAUUUAAAAAUGAUCUAGAAUUAUUUUUUAAAAACAAAAUGUAGAUUUUGAAAAGCAUAAAAAUCAUGGCUUUAUAAUUUUAGCAGCCACCAGAGAUAUCUUGAUUUAUAUAUGAGUAAAUAUAACAAACAUUUUAAUAAUAGAAAUAAUUAGGAAGAAAAGAGAUGGCAUUGUCCUCUGUAGUCAGUGGUCUUGAUUUAUUUUAUUCUGUUUUGUGUUCCAUCAGCCUACUUUGCAAUCACAUUUCAUUCCAGUCCUUGAAAAUAUUUGUUAAAGGUUGUCUAAGUGUCUGCCUUACUUCUUAGAGCAUGUACUGUCAAUAUUUUAACCAUGACGUAGCUAUUGAAAAAAAAUCAAUUAUUAAAUACCAGGUCCACUUUUGGUUUCAUUUUGAGUUUAGAUUAUCUAUUUUGAAAAAGCAGGUCUUAUUAUAUUGAUUUUUAAAUAUUAAAGUCAAAUUUCAAAUCACCCAGUCUUGGAGAAUUUGCAGAUAUGUAACAUUUUCUAAUCCUAUGCAAGAGAAAAAGAUUAAUGAUAUUUUAAAGCUAUCUGUUUGUGAUCAGAUAAGAAAGAGUCUUAAAUAUCCUUUGAGGGGGAAAUAUAGAAGCAGGUCAGGAGCCCACUUCCUGUGACUGAGACCAGAGAGGAUAUGAAGGGUAACAAAGGGAAGAGAAGGUCCUGGGCCAUCAGUUUACAGCUAACGGUUGACUGCCUUUUGUGGUAGUGUUGAAGGCUUCUGUAUACAAACAACCGAUGUAGACUUGUAUUUAUAAUUUGACAAAGUCUUGACCAAGAAUCUUAAAGUCCACCAUCCCAUUCCAGCAAAAUACUAUCAGAGUAAUGAUAUCCAAACAAGAUUCUUCUGUAUAUGCCUUUUUUUUUUUUUUUUGCAUGAAAACUGUGAGCCACAGAGGUCGGACACUUAGCCCAUUUGUUGCUAGAAGGGAAAAAAAAUCUACUAGCCUUCAGUCAAACUAUAUUCAAGUAGCAUUGAGUUUUAAUAAAUUAAAACGUCCAGAAGUAAUUUUAGACUUUGAGAUUUCCAUGCUAACUAGACCACUUUGCAAGCUGAAGCUGACAGUGUUGUUAAAUACUUCACUGACGUACUCUGAAGUGUUAGGCUUCAGUAUAUAUAAUGAUGUUCUGAAAGAGACUGGGCUCAGGUAAUGGAGUCAUAUUUUAUCUUAACAGGUCUUUAACUGAGGCAGUUCAGAAAUCUACUUGGUCAGUUCUCCUAGAUGGUACGUCAUGUGAAUAUAAUCGGGUACUGUAGUUAAAAUUGUGUUAUGCCGCUAUUUAUAUGUUAGCCUAGGUACUAUGCAUAAUUUUAAUAGCUGAGAUGUUAAAGAAUAUAAAAUCUAAGAAUAUAAAGGAUGAAAUAUGCCUAUAUUACUGUUUUAGGACUGCUCUGGAAAUAAAGGCCUUAUUAUUCCUUUAUAUGUGAUUUUUCAUAAGAAAAUAUAUACACAGUAUAUUUUAAAUGGUCAUGUAGGUGGUCUCUAGCUACUCCCCCAUAUGACAGAGCUGGCAAAAAUUUUAAUAUGCACAAACAAUAUACUUAGUAUUUACAAAUGUUUACAUUCAACUUAUGUGUAUAAGAAAAUUUUGCUGAUACUCACUGGCCAACUCCUUUGCAGAGGAAGAUGUUUAGGGUAUAUGCAGUUUGAUUGGUUUUUGUGGAAAUACAUCUUGUUUGGAGGAUCACCUUCCUCUUGUGCAUUUAUUUGAUCCUGUGGAAGUUCAGUCAUGGGUAAUCAUGUAAAUGUUUAUGAAAAAAAAUUUACUGAAGUGACUCCAUUAUAUUCUGUUCUAAUACUUGGAGAAUGACCUUCAUAUUUAUAUAUUUCUUUGUUUUAACUGCACGACUAUAAAUCCAGGAAAUGUUUCCUCUUUCCUUUUUUUUUUUUUUUUUUUACAAAAUAAUUUUUUAUUGUAAAGUAUUUGUAAUGUA
Pteropus alecto (black flying fox) is the source of this 5053-nucleotide messenger RNA. RefSeq names its product family with sequence similarity 102 member B (gene EEIG2). Lineage: Eukaryota; Metazoa; Chordata; Mammalia; Chiroptera; Pteropodidae. The transcript is spliced from 11 exons. Bases 49 to 1134 code for a protein of 361 amino acids. The record is from RefSeq and is a predicted model, not a curated record.